Molecule: messenger RNA, 4306 nt
Organism: Micropterus salmoides (largemouth bass)
Lineage: Eukaryota; Metazoa; Chordata; Actinopteri; Centrarchiformes; Centrarchidae
Gene: snx24
Product: sorting nexin 24
Exons: 7
Coding region: 1404-1922 (172 amino acids)
Molecular function (GO): phosphatidylinositol phosphate binding
Source: RefSeq, a predicted model, not a curated record
CCCAUACAUCUGAGAGUGGAAGUGUUGUGUUUCACCUUGGAAAAGUGUACAGGUCCUGUGGCUGAGUCCUUUAUGUACAAACUAUUGAUUGGGGAUACAUGUAUUUUUCUCUGCAUAUACUGUGAUUUUAUCUAUGUACCUUUUGACUAUAUGUAGCAUAUAUAUGUAUAUAUAUAUAUAUAUAGCCUAUAUAAAUCUGUGUAUAUGUUUAAUAUGAAAUGUAUUUUUUUACUAUUUGACUGAUAUUUUUGUUAUCUAGCAUCCAUCCUCAGUGGAAUGCCUUUUCUACACACACACACACUGACUGAAAAACACAGACACACACACACGUUAAAAAGAACAUAAAAUAUAGAAGCUUUGAAGUAGGUCGGAUUAUUUUCUUUACAGAUUAUGAUAAUUUUUUUGAUUAAUUUAUUUAACUUUUAACUAUCAAUAGAUAAUCAGAAUUGUAGCUGAUAACUUUCCAGUCUGAGCUACAUAAUGCCAUUUUAGUUCAAACUAAUUAUUAAACCAUCAGGCUAAUAAGUUAACCAUUGAUAAUUAAAUAAUAAAGAUCAACACGGAUCCCCGAAUAAUCAAAAAAAGUUUAAAUGAUUUAGCUUUUGACAAAGCUGCUCAUGCUACAUACUGAGCACUAUGACUUACUCACUCCUUCUAGCUCUCUUUUUGGUCUCCACCAGCUCCUGAGGAAAACAUCUGGCUUAUUAGCUACUGAAUGCUCCCCUCUGUUCACGUGCUGCUAGCUAACUGUGUCUGUCCUCUUAAAAAAGAAAUCAUGUGAACCAAUUUUUAAUAUAAAAUAUUGAUAGUAGUUGGUUUAAGGGAGGCAGAGGGCAUGUGAUUGGCUGAAAGAUGAGGGGGCCGUAACUGGUGACACCAAUGUCUCACGAAAUGUGACAUUAUGAAAUAGAGGAAUGAACUAUGAAAUAAAAACAUGCUUUUAUAAAAGGAAAUGUUAUAAAUAAAAAAUUAUAAUUGGCUCCAACAAAAAAAAAUUUAUUAUGAAAAUAAGAAUGAUGAAGCAACCUUUUAACAUACUAUUAUUUUUUUAAGUAUUCGGUCAUGUAUAUAUUCUGCACAAUGUAUACAUUUUUGGAUUUCUUUGGUUAUUUAAUAUUUAACACUGCGGGGGCUCCAUAAUUUGGAGAACUUCAACGUUAUUGUUGCACAAUAUUAAAAUGAACCAUAAAAUCACAACCUGGUCAUCUGCAGUAUCCUCCGCCCCAGCAGGCGGCGCCACUGACACUUUGCGCAUGUUGUUGGAAUUCAGUGAUUUUUAUCAGGCUGCCAGAGAAACUGGAGUAAACCUUCACCACCAGCAGUGUGAGUGUGUGUAUGUGUGUGUGUGAGCGCCCCAGUGGGUCGAUUAUUACCUACAAAUCCGUUCGUUUCAUAAAAUCAAAAUGCAUCCAGUUAGAGUGUCGAUCCCGUCGUUUCGUUCAGAAAACAACUCGAUCGAGAAAGGAUACACGGUCUUUAAAAUUGACGUGCUGAUGAAUGGCAGACAACAUUCUGUUGAGAAACGCUACAGUGAAUUCCAUACUUUGCAUAAAAUGCUAAAGAAGAGCAUAAAGCCACCUGAGAUCCCUUCGAAACAUGUUAGAAACUGGGUUCCCAAAGUCCUGGAGCAGAGGCGACAUGGGCUGGAACUCUACCUGCAGACUAUAAUUAUGGAAAAUGGGGUUCUUCCAAAGAUAUUCCUGGAUUUCCUGAACAUCCGCCACUUUCCUUCAGUGCCAAAAACAGAAAGCUGUGGGUCGUUUGAUACAGAAUCAGAGGAAUCAAGUAAACUUUCACAUCAACCAGUCUUGCUGUUUCUGAGAGACCCCUACCUGCUGCCUUCUGCACAUGAUACAUUUUCAAAUGUUGUGAUAGAAGGUGUGAUACAUGGAGUUUUCUACCCAGAUCUUCAACCAAGGUAGAGCUGCAGAGCCGAAUCUGAGGGCACGGCACUACAAACGUGCUCCAUAUUUUCACACCAUUUUAGGUGUGCAUCAGGAAGGACAUAACAUGUUAAGAUAGACUUAGCCUCACUUAAAUUUUCCAAAGCAUAAAACAAAAAUCCAUAUAUUUAAAAAACAAAACAAAGGGAUGCCUUAUCUCGCAAUAACUCACUGGCACUAGAUUUAAAAUGUAAUCAUCCAUUGACCUUACGCCCAGUAACUUCACCAUUGCCAUCAGAUAGAACAUGAACAAUAUUGACCCAUAUUUCAAUGGAUUUAAAUCCUAAGAAAGUAGUUUAAUUAAACGUCAGUCAGCUAUAAAAUGUAACUACAUGUGAAACAGUUUGGCAAGUUAACGUAGAUGUGUUGAGGCUUUACAAUCCAAAUAAUUAAGUAAAGAUUAUUUGCAGAAAUGAUAGAGCAUCAUUAGUAAUUAACUUAUAUUUUCCUCCUUUCUUAAGAAAGUUUGUGGAUCAAGUGGACAUAAAAAUAAGAGGCAAAUCAAAGUAUGGGAGACCUUAAGUGCUUUUUUGGAGAGAGAGAGUUUUUAGUUAGUAAAUACCAGAAGUUUGUGAAUGGCUCUCCAACUCUGGGGAACCAGAAAAGAAAUGUUGAUAUCUGCUGGACUGAAGGUUAGUCUGCCAGACACAGAGUAGGCCUGUAAGGGCAAAGCACAGGGCUGGCAUGGGGAGCUGGAUCGUGGCCUGCAAACAGGGAGGUGCCUUUGUAGCACCAGACUGUGGUUUUUGAAUUUGUUCUGAGCUGCCAAAUUGAGCCACCUGAGGGAGAGCAGUGUGGGACAGCGUGGAACAAUUUCGAGGCUGCAUUCUGGUGGAGUUGACAGAUACGUGCCACAUGUUAGGGUGGAAAUUAUUUGAGCUUUGUAAGUAGGUUGUGGCAGUGAUGUGGACCUCCUUUUUGUUUUUUUUUGAGCAUCAGGCGCUUGUGAAGGAGUACUGUCGUGUUUACAGUGGUGCUUGUGAGCUCUGUGGGGCUGCUUGAAGCAGCUCGGUUUGGUCAGGUGAUAAGUGUGUGGUUUUGGGCACAAAGCCAAUUUGAAAUGUAGCCAGGACUGACAGAAAUAUGUGGCACAACCUGUGAAUGAGGAAAGACUUCUUGAUAGCAUUACACUCCUAUGGCAUUGUCAGAAUCACAAUAGUAUUAAAAGGAUCAAAAUCAGUGCAGCAGAAUCAGAGAUAUUGUCUUUUUUUAUUCCACACUUUCUUUCUUUUCGCCUACAUUACCCACAAUGCAGCUCAACCAUCAACAGUUUGGGUCAUAGAUUCAAGUGUGUUAUCUUAGUACCAGCUUGGCUCUCCUCCUCCCUCUAAAGCUUUUCCCAUGUAAAAUAAAAGCUGAGAUGUGUGUGAAGGCAUAGCAGCAGAAUGAGCCUAUCACAAGGUUUAAACUGCUCAUUGCUGUCCCACACAACAUGCAAGUAUGGCAUUUGAGAUAUAUAUAUAUAUAUAUAUAUAUAUAUAUAUAAUCAUUAUAAUCACAGCAUAGAUUCUCCUUAUUACUGACUAGAUCCAACGCAAACCUGUUUCUGUUAUGUUGUCCCAAAUCCCAUGAAAACUCGGAAGUUGAUUUUCACAUCAGGGUUUUAGAUUAUGCAUGAAAAUGAGGAUCAUGUUUGAUUUGCGAACACAGGUGGGGAAAAUAGGCUUCCGAUAACACUUGCUAAAGGCCAGUAUCUAACACUAAUACCAGUCAUGUUACAUUUAACGUUGGAUGUACACAUAACAGACGGCCAGUUUUUCACUUGUGGUGAUUGUAGGCAUAGUCAGCCAUCAUGUAAAGGGAUGUGUGUUUUGUUUUUCAGAGCACUUAUAAAAUGACAGAUGGUUAUUUAUAAGACUUAAAACCAGUAAAACACUGUGCAAUAUGAAAUAAAAUGCAAAUUGUCUUUAUAUUGUUCCUUGCGAACGAAUGUCUGUGAAAGUACAAACCAUCUCCUGCUGUGAGCACUUGUAUGACUUGACUUGUAGCUUUUAUGACACAUUGUUGCACGUCCCUUCUUGGGCAGUAAUUGAUGACACUUCUUAUGUGACUGGACCUCCACUACAGCACAGUGACAACUAAUAUAUGGUAUUUAUACUGAAUUAAAUUAAUCCAGCGCAAUUAACCUCAACAGAUCAUGAUUUUAUGUUUUAACAAAGUAAAUCAUUUCCUAGAGCUCCAUCGCAUAUAGAUUUAUAUGUAUUUAUAUUGUGUAAGAUUGUUCUGUUUGUGUUCUGACGACGUGUCAAGUUUCAUUUAUGUGCCAUAAUGUCAACCUACAGUGAACACUGGAAUUCUACUGUAGCACUUUAAGAUGGGCGAUAUGUAAAAAUACUGACACCAAUAAAAUGUGUUUACACAAA